Messenger RNA from Ictidomys tridecemlineatus (thirteen-lined ground squirrel), 8492 nucleotides. Lineage: Eukaryota; Metazoa; Chordata; Mammalia; Rodentia; Sciuridae. The record is from RefSeq and is a predicted model, not a curated record.
UGGACAAACACUGGAUUCUCCUCCCUAGUUCUGCACAUAUUUCUUCAUAUACAGGAGCACAUGCAUAUUUAAGCCACUCUCCUCCUGCCCUUGCACUAGCAUCAGCCUACACACAUUCAGAGUUGGACCCUUGGCUGCAGAUGUUUUGGUUCACCUGAAAUCAUCAUAUGUAAAGGCUCUCAGUUAUCCUACUGUCCUAUCCUUGCCCCUGCACCUUCCCUCUGUACCCAGUCUGCCUCUGCACUUGUCUUCCCUCUCCAGGGUGGACCCUCCAGUUGCAUGCCCUGAAGGACCACCCAACAAAGCUCUGGCUAUGACUGCUUAAUAGACUGCUAAAGAUCAGCAUGGGCUGAGCUGAGUAAAAUAAAGAUGGCCCAAGUGGGGUAAUCUGGGCUAUGGUGUGGGUGAGAGCCCUUGGUGAGGCACAAAUUUAGAGUUUAGUCUCCCUGUAGCCACAGGCCUCUCCCUAUAGGCCUUUCCAUGAAGGGCUAUCUGCCUCAGUUCCCCUACCUCAACCAGCACAUUCCUCAGAAUGGCCUCCAAAAUGAGCUAGAGGAUUUGAGAGGAGGUUCCCUUGGCCUCCAGGGACUCUAGGAAUGCAUCUGCCUUAAUAAGAGCUGAUGUCACUACGUGCACUGGUUCUUCCUCAGUUACCCUAUUCCUUAGCCUGGCAUGGCCAGAACUGCAUGAAACUCCAUGGACAUCCCAGGAGGUUUGGUAGUAAAGGCUCAUUCACUCUGAGAAUUUUGGGAGCAGAGCCUAGGACACAGUGCAGAAAGCCUUCAUCUUUAUUGUUGGGGCUCUCCCCAUUCUGCUACAACUUCUCAUUGGCCAGGGAAGCAAAAGGCCUAGGAAGUGUUUCUGGGAGAAAAUUAUACACUGAAUGUGAUCAAAAGCAUCCUUUUGCAGCCCCUGAGAGUUUGGCCCAGAUUUUACUAUCUUUAAAACCAACCCAUGUUGGAGAAUUUGUCUUUGUAGGUAGCAUCAGCCAAGGAUACAGUGGGAGAGUUGUAUUCCUGUCUCAGGAAAUGGCAACAUAUCUUCUGUCAUUGGCUCCAAACUAGAUCACAUUGAAAUCAGUAUGGCAGCAGGCCACCUACCCAGAUUCCAAAGUCCAUGGGGAGUAGCCCCAGGUUUGAUAAGUGCUGCUAUCCUACACAUAUGCUCGGAUCUCUUUUCUGCCUCUUUUAAGCUUCUGUUCUUCUCCUUGCUCCUGAUUAUUAUACCAACCCACUGCUUCAGGGAACACAGUGAUGCCAGUCCAGAUGUCCCUGAUUGUUACUAGUGUUCUUAUCAACAGUCAGCCUCUAUGUCAGAGAUGGAGGGGUCACAGUUAUCUGUGUAUUUGGAUAAUAGGCACCUAGAAUCAUACAGUUUACUUAUUCGGGGAUCAGGGUAGAAUGACAGCCAAAUAAAGAGGAAACCAUCAUGUGCAAAGGCAAGUACCUGGUUUAAAAAGACAAAACAACAUUUUUCAUGAAGUUGGAAGAGUUUAUAAGACCUGGGGUUCUCAACCUCCAGAUAAAAGUCUGGCAGUAGAGAGUUGAAGCUGCAGUAUGAUGGGGUCAUACUGUAGUUGGAGAGAAACUUCUGCUGCCACUAAAGUGAUCUCUGGAUUAGAAAAAGAAACUGGACCCAGUCUUCUAGAACAGUGUUCACAGGAGACCGAAAGCCCAAAGAGGGCAAAGUGCUAGCCACUUUGUUCAUGGUGACAAGAUGCCAGGGUAAUUGGGCAGUUACUAAACCAGUUAUGGGCCAGGCAUGGUGAGUCUUGGGGGAGCUCUUGUACUAUUAGCAGACCUUCCCCACAAGCCUUGCCUGCCCCCUUCUGCAGAGCUAACCAAGGAAGAAGGAAGGAAAGGGUGCUUCUGUGAACCUCACUAUUGAGAUUGUCUGCCUUAGAAGGUCAUCCACUAUGUGGCCACAUGGUGGCAGCAGAGAACCAAUUGAUGGCACUUCAUUUUUACCCCCUAAAAACCUGUGGGCAGAUGAUUUAGGAGGGCUUGUGAAGUCUUCUCCCAAUCGGUAGAAAUCUCUCCCAACAUCUGGAGGUGGGAUGGACUUCAGGUGGAGAGUAUUUCGUUUCAGUUCUGUCCUGUGUGACUAUAUCUAGAUGUGUUGACCAUGGAAUGCUGGAAGGGUGCCGUGAUUUUCACUGGGUGUUUAUUCAUUUCCGGGCCAAUUUGGAUCAGGAAGGGAGUGCCUUUUAUGUUGCCUUGGGCAUGGUAUCUUGCACUGGGUGUGACUGCUCUAUGUUCCAUUUCCUCUCUCAGUCACCAGCUGCUCAAGAAGAUCCAGCAUGGAAGGAGGGAAAAUCCUGCCCAGGAAAUGGAGAAAGCAAGGAAUACUCAAGAGUAAACUGUGCUGGAAUGUGUGUAGCACAGUGUGUGGGAUCCAGGAGAGGGACCUGGGUCUUGAUGGCUCCUUGGGAGAGGUGUUAUCUCAGCUUUUAGAGAAGAACAAAAAAAGGGUGCUCCUGAAAAGAGGAAUAGCAUUGCAAAGGUCAGGUUAGGAAGGAGGUACAGGCAGUGAGGUGUGCACUGGGUAGGGAGUGGAGGAGGUAGAGCUCCCCAGUCCAGGCUCCUUCCUUACCCAGCCUCCUUACCCACUCCAGAACCACUGAUAAUAUCCCAGAACCACUGUGACAGUGAUGUUAGGCCUGGACCCCUUCCCUCUAGAGUCCAGGCCUACUGGGCUAAAGGGGCUAUCUGGUUAUAGAUCCCCACCUCCAGUGUAGAGGGAGGCCACUAGCCAAAAGACAGUGCUGAGGUCUAAAUGAAGGAGAUGGCAAAGCAGAACUAGGAUCUACCCACCAAUUUACAGACUGGAUAGAAAACUCUAGCUAACCAUCUAACCAGGACUUUAUUCUUAUCUCAGAGACUAAAAGGCUUACAGAGUAGAUUAGAGAAGCCCUGGGAACCAAAGCCCAUCCCUUCCCCCAUAUCAUAGGGCACUAGAGCAGAACCUUUGGGGGGAGUCUUUCCAGAGGUCAGUUUUAUGGUUUGUACCCCCUAUGGCUUCCACAUACUGAGGCUGCAGUGGAGGGACCAGAGGCAGAGUUAAACCUUCACAUAGUCUCCUCUGACUCUUGUCCAGGGAAUGAGUCUCAUACCUUAAUUCAUAUGGCCCUGGGUGAUCAGGGCACAACUACUUUCCUCUGACAAAGCCUCAGGGCAGGCAACUAAAAAGAUUGUUCCUGCUCUUGAAGUGAGGCACUCCACAAGAUCCCUGUCUCUUCCCCACACGGUAGGUCCCCCAGAUGGGCUAUGGGAACCAGUGUCUGAGGGUGUUGCUGUAACAUAGCUCCACCAGAACAAAAGAACCAGGUUAUCCUAUCCACUUUUUACUUAGACAUGGUCGGUUGUUGGAGGGAUGUAAUGGAAUGGCUCAGGCCUGCUCUUUUCUCUUCAGGCCACUCCACGCACACCCACCCACAGGCCCCUGAGAAAUAGACGCACAAGAGAAAGUGUAGGGCCCAGCAUUGAGAAGAGUCAGAUGGGCUGAGAGCCUGGCCUUCAACAAGGCUCCGCCCCCAGCUCCGCCCCUAGCCCCGCCCCCAGCCCAGCCUCACCCGUUCUGCUCCCUCGGGUCGACUUUGCUCCACGCGGUAAUUCCAAGCCAAAGAUCCCGCGGCAGGUGAGACGGCUGUUCCUUUCUUUGCCGUGUGUACAUUGGCAUCAGGUGCUCCUUGUGGAAGGGGUUGGGCUUCACAGAAACCCUGGGUGGAGGUUGGCCGUCCAAGAGCUUUCUGACCGUUCUUCAACGCUGAUCUCAGCUCAGACCUCUGCUCCCAGCCAAGGCCUGAAACCAGGUAUCCCCAAGGGGCUCCAGAUCGCCUCGAUGGAGCUUCGUCAGCUACUGCCACUGUUCUUCCUGCUGCUGCUGCUAUUGCUGCUGACUGCGGUGUCGAUGUCAUACAGGGACUGGCAGUGCCCUCGCACACCCUACGCUGCUUCCCGCGACUUUGAUGUGAAGUAUGUAGUGCCCAGCUUCUUUGCUGGCAGCCAGGUACAGGCCUUGGCCACCUAUGAGGGCAGCGGGGAUGGGAGUGCGGUGUUUGUGGCCACACGCAAUCACCUGCAUGUGCUUGGGCCUAACCUGCAGUCUAUUGAGAGUCUGGCCACUGGCCCUACCGGGGAUCCUGGCUGUCAGACAUGUGCGGCCUGUGGCCGCGGCCCCCAUGGCCCACCAGUUGACACAGACACACUGGUGCUGGUUCUGGAGCCGGUGUUGCCAGCACUGGUCAGCUGUGGCUCAAGCCUACAAGGCCGCUGCUUUCUGCAUGAGCUGGAGAUGCGCGGGACAACCCUGCACCUGGCAGCGCCUAUCUGCCUUUUCUCAGCCCAUAACAACCGGCCUGAGGAUUGUCCGGACUGUGUGGCCAGCCCAUUGGGCACCCGUGUGACAGUGGUUGAGCAGGGCCAGGCCUCCUACUUCUAUGUGGCAUCCUCACUGGAUGCAAAGGUGGCUACCAGCUUUAGCCCUGGCUCAGUGUCCAUCCGGCGCCUCAAGGCAGAUGCCUCAGGAUUCGAACCAGGCUUUUCCUCAUUGUCAGUGCUGCCAAAAUAUUUGGACUCCUACCAUAUAGAAUAUGUUCAUAGCUUCCAUGCAGGAGCCUUUGUUUACCUGCUCACUGUUCAGCCUUCCAGUGUGAUAGACUCUCCUGGUGCCCUGCAAACCCGCCUGGCACGGCUCAAUGCCUUGGAGGCAGAUUUGAGUGACUACCGAGAACUGGUCCUUGACUGUCAUUUUGCACCUAAACGUCGGCGCCGUGGGAUCCCAGACCGGGAGCAGUCCUACCCGAUCCUUCAGGCAGCCCACUCUGCUUCAGUGGGCACCCAACUCGCUGCUGAGCUGAGUAUCACCGAGGGCAAUGAAGUGCUAUUUGGAGUCUUCACCACUGGCAGGAAUGGCAGUCCUGGCAUGGGUCCCAACUCUGUUGUCUGUGCCUUUCCCAUCAACCUGCUGGACACCCUAAUUGAUGAGGGUGUGGAACACUGUUGUGAGUCCUCAGUUCAUUCUGGCCUCCCACGAGGCCUUGACUUCUUCCAGUCGCCCAGUUUUUGCCCUAACCCGCCUGUCCUGGAAGCUUCUAGCCCCAACAUCAGCUGCCACCACUUCCCUCUGCUGGUCAGCCGCAGGUUCCCACGUGUGGAUCUAUUCAAUGGGCUGUUAGGAUCAGUGCAGGUCACUGCACUUUAUGUGACACGCCUUGACAAUGUCACAGUGGCCCACAUGGGCACAUCUGAUGGGCGUAUCCUACAGGUGGAGCUAGUCAGAUCACUCAACUACUUGCUGUAUGUAUCCAACUUCUCAUUGAGUAACAACGGACAGUCCAUCCAUCGAGAUGUCAAACGCCUUGGAGACCACCUACUUUUUGCCUCUGGGGACCAGGUCUUCCAGGUACCUAUCCAGGGGCCUGGCUGCCACCAUUUCCUCACUUGUAGGCGUUGCCUACAAGCACAGCAUUUCAUGGGCUGUGGCUGGUGUGGGAACAUGUGCGGCAGACAGAAGGAGUGUCCUGGCUCCUGGCAACAAGAUCACUGUCCACCUGUGCUUACCAAGUUUUACCCUGACAGUGGACCCCUAAGGGGCAGCACAAAGCUGACCCUGUGUGGCUCUAACUUCUACCUGCAUCCUACUGGUCUUAUACCUGAGGGAACACAUCAGGUCACUGUGGGCCAAAGUCCCUGCCGCCUGCUGCCUAAGGACACCUCAAACCUCAGUCCAGUGCCCCGGAAGGACUUUGUAGAGGAACUUGAGUGUGAGCUGGACCCCUUGGGCACACAGGCAGCAGGAACUACCAACAUCACCCUUAUCGUGACUAAUAUGCCACGGGGAAAGCACUUCCAGGUAGAAGGCAUCUCCAUGCUGGAAGGCUUCUCUUUUGUGGAGCCAGUGCUGAAAAGAGUACAACCCCUGUUUGGCCCACGGGCAGGGGGCACCUGUCUCACUCUUGAAGGCCAGGGCCUGUCUGUAGGCACCAGCCGGGCUGUGUUGGUCAAUGGAACCCAGUGCCAGUUGAAACGGGUCAGCCAGGGGCAGAUUUUAUGUGCCACACCCCCUGGGGCUGCCACGGCCAGAGUACCCCUUCGCCUGCAGGUGGGAGGUGCUGAGGUGCCUGGCUCCUGGACCUUCCACUACCAGGAAGACCCCAUUGUGCUGAACAUCAGCCCUAACUGUGGAUACCCAGGCUCCCAUGUCACUAUCCAUGGCCAGUAUCUGACUUCAGCAUGGCACUUAGUGCUAUCAUUCCAUGAUGGGCAAGGAACAGUGGAGAACAGGUGUGAGGGGCAAUUUCCAGAGCAGCAUCAAUGCCGCCUGCCUGAAUAUGUGGUCCGAGGCCACCAGGAGUGGGUAACAGGAAAUCUGAGUGCCUGGGGGGAUGGAGCUGCUGGCUUCACACUACCAGGCUUUCGCUUCCUACCCCCACCCCGUCUACCCAGUGCUGAACUAGCCCCACUGAAGCCUGAAGAGCAUACUAUUAAGUUUGAGUAUAUUGGGUUGGGUGCUGUGGCUGACUGCGUGAGUGUGAACGUGACCGUGGGUGGUGAGAGCUGCCAGCACGAGUUCCGGGGGGACGUGGUGGUCUGUCCCCUGCCCACCUACCUACAACUUGGCAAGGAUGGAGCCCCAUUGCAGGUUUGCGUGGAUGGUGAGUGUCAUAUCCUUGGCAGAGUGGUGCAGCCAGGGGUCCCACAGAACACACUCCUUAUUGUCUUGCUCGCCUUGCUGUUGCUCAUGGCUUCAAUGGCCACUGUGCUAGUUUUCAACUACUGGUGGCGGAGGAAACAAUUGGUUCUUUCUCCCAACCUUGAUGACCUGGCAUCCCUGGACCGGACCAAUGGACCCACGCUCCUGCCUAUGCUCCACUUAGGCUCUGACUAUAGACAUGGCCCUGAACUCUCUGCUAUUGAUAGUCCUGAUUCUACCACUCGGGUCCAUGCAGAAUCCUUUUUGGACAACAGAGAUGGGUCCUGUGUCCCACUGCUGCGGACAGAGUCCAUUAAGCUCAGGGACCUGGACUCUGCACUCCUGGCUGAGGUCAAGGAUGUACUGAUCCCCCAUGAGCGUGUAAUCACCCACAGUGAUCGAGUCAUUGGCAAAGGCCACUUUGGAGUUGUCUACCAUGGAGAAUACACAGAUGAGGCUCAGAAUCGUAUCCACUGUGCCAUCAAGUCGCUGAAUCGUAAGUGUGGUAAAGGUUGGGUGGGCAGGGAGAGGAGCCCAAGAGUAGGAGGGUCUUUCUUCCUGCUGUGUUGGCAUCUAAGUGAUCCCGAGCAGGAGACUACUGGGCCUGACCCAAGCCAUUCUACAGGCAUCACAGAGGUUCAGGAAGUAGAAGCCUUCUUGCGAGAGGGACUGCUCAUGCGCGGCCUGCACCAUCCAAAUGUUCUGGCUCUCAUUGGUAUCAUGCUGCCACCUGAGGGGCUUCCCCGUGUGCUGUUGCCCUAUAUGCGCCAUGGAGACCUGCUUCAGUUCAUCCGGUCACCUCAGCGGAACCCCACUGUGAAGGACCUCAUCAGCUUUGGCCUGCAGGUAGCCCGAGGCAUGGAGUACCUAUCAGAGCAGAAGUUUGUACACAGGGACCUGGCUGCUCGGAACUGCAUGCUGGAUGAAUCAUUCACAGUAAAGGUGGCUGACUUUGGUCUGGCCCGUGAUGUCCUGGACAAGGAGUACUACAGUGUUCAGCAGCAACGCCAUGCUCGCUUACCUGUCAAGUGGAUGGCAUUGGAAAGCCUUCAGACCUAUCGAUUUACCACCAAGUCUGAUGUGUGGUCAUUUGGUGUGCUGCUGUGGGAACUGCUGACACGGGGUGCCCCACCAUACCCCCACAUUGACCCUUUUGACCUCAUUCAUUUCCUGGCCCAGGGUCGGCGUCUGCCCCAGCCUGAGUAUUGUCCCAAUUCUCUGUAUCAAGUAAUGCAACAAUGCUGGGAGGUGGACCCGGCAGCACGACCUACCUUUGGAGCACUAGUGGUGGAAGUAGAACAGGUAGUGGCCUCACUGCUUGGGGACCACUAUGUGCAGCUGUCUGCAGCCUAUGUGAAUCUGGGUCCCUGUGCAUUGGAUGAAAUGAAUGUGCUUCCAGAACAGCUUCAAUCCCCAUCUGUGCACAGGAGCAUGUUGAGGCCCCGGCCCCUCUCAGAGCCACCUUUGCCCACUUGACCUAAUCCCUGAGAAGUUCCACAGGGGCUGGACCUGCUUAGCAGCUUUGAGCCUAAUCCCAAGCUGCCUCUGGGCCAUUCCAGGCCAGAGAGCAUUGAACCUCCACCUUGUCUCUACCCUUUAACCUUCUAAGACCAUGGGAGGGGAAUAAGACACAUUAGUUCCCUCCCUCAACAGAGUGAGCCAGUGAGGAAGAUCCUUCUAUAGCAUGUAUUUAUGGAGUGCCUGUUGUAUAUCCUGACUGCUGGGCACAUAGAGUCAGCAGUGUCCACAGAGACACUAGUCCUUGAAGUAAAAAAAAUAAAUGCAUAUUCAAAUACAAA